Perognathus longimembris pacificus (Pacific pocket mouse) is the source of this 2689-nucleotide messenger RNA. It is a transcript of the gene Stac, whose product is annotated as SH3 and cysteine rich domain. Lineage: Eukaryota; Metazoa; Chordata; Mammalia; Rodentia; Heteromyidae. Gene Ontology annotation, biological process: positive regulation of voltage-gated calcium channel activity; skeletal muscle contraction; positive regulation of protein localization to plasma membrane. Gene Ontology annotation, cellular component: extrinsic component of cytoplasmic side of plasma membrane. The record is from RefSeq and is a predicted model, not a curated record. The transcript is spliced from 11 exons. Gene Ontology annotation, molecular function: transmembrane transporter binding. Bases 133 to 1434 code for a protein of 433 amino acids.
GGCAGAAGGGUGCAAGGCACCCGAUAGCAUGGGCGUCCACGAGAUCCGGACCUGAGCGCGUAAGGGGGCGCGGAGGAAGGUGAGCCUGCUGUUCCCGGGGGGGGAGUCCCAACACCGUUCCGCGUGGCCACAAUGAUCCCUCCCAGCGGCACCCGAGAGGACAGCGUGGACGGACUGCCCCGGGAGGCGGCGAGCACCCAGCAGCCGCCCUCGCCUGCGUCCACCAGCAGCCUGGAGUCCAAGCUCCAGAAACUAAAACGAUCACUUUCUUUCAAGACUAAGAGUUUACGGAGCAAAAGUGCUGACAACUUCUUCCCGAGAACCAACAGUGAUGUGAAGCUGCAGACAGACACAGACGUGCUGGCGGAGGUCAGGACUGGCCCCAGCCCUCUGCCCACUCCUGGAAGCCUGACAUCCACACCUACCAGAGCUGGCCUGCCUCCCGGCAGUGGCAAGGCCCACGCCUUCCAGGAGCACAUCUUCAAGAAGCCUACCUUCUGUGAUGUCUGCAACCACAUGAUAGUGGGAACAAAUGCUAAGCACGGACUGCGCUGCAGAGCCUGCAAGAUGAGCAUCCACCACAAGUGUGCAGAUGGCCUCACACCCCAGCGGUGCAUGGGCAAGCUGCCAAAAGGUUUUCGGCGUUACUACAGCUCCCCCUUGCUUAUUCAUGAACAGUUCGGAUGCAUUAAAGAAGUUAUGCCCAUUGCAUGUGGCAAUAAGGUGGACCCUGUCUAUGAGACCCUCCGCUUUGGGACUUCCUUGGCCCAGAGAACGAAGAAGGGGAGCUCUGGCAGUGGCUCUGACUCACCUCACAGAACCUCUACAUCAGAUCUCGUGGAGGUUCCUGAAGAAGCUGAUGGACCAGGAGACGGGCCUGACCUGAGGAAGAGAAGCAGCAGCGUAUUUACAUAUCCGGAAAAUGGCGCCGAUGAUUUCAGAGACCAAGCAAAGAAUGCAAACCACCAGGUAGCCGUGGAAGUCACAGAAGACAGAUCAGACUGGAGUCCUCAGAACAAACUUCAGGUCACCACCCAAGGAUCUCUUUCCAAAGACCUAUUACAGAUGAACACCUAUGUUGCCUUGUACAAAUUUGUACCACAGGAGAAUGAAGACUUAGAAAUGAGUCCAGGAGACAUGAUUACUCUUCUAGAGGAUUCCAACGAAGACUGGUGGAAAGGGAAAAUUCAAGACAGAAUUGGCUUCUUUCCAGCCAACUUUGUCCAGAGAGUACAACAAAAUGAGAAGAUUUUCAGGUGUGUUAGAACCUUCAUCGGGUGCAAGGAGCAGGGACAGAUUACACUGAAAGAGAACCAAAUCUGUGUGGCUUCUGAAGAAAAAGAAGAAGAAGAAGUAGAAGAAAAUGGCUUCAUCAGAGUCCUCAGUGGGAAGAAGAGAGGCCUUGUCCCCCUCAAUGUUCUGGAAAAUGUCUGACUAUGGACCCCUCCUCUCCUUGUGCAGUUGUAGGCCAGCUCUGCUCAUCUCACUGUGUUCCCCUCUAAGGAGCUGCUACACUGACCCAGCCCCCAGGAAACAGGGAGACAAGAUUCAUGGGUCUGAGACUGGAGUGUCUGCUACAAAGCAGGGCCCAUCAUACACGUGCCAGGCUACCUGAUGUGGGGAGAAGGCUGAGACAGUGGGAGGGGGGCAGCGAUAAACGCACACCUGGUGGUAGCAGCAAGGCUAUAGCCACAGAUGUCACCAACUUGAUGCCCUCUCUGUCCACCACCUGCUGCAGUGUGCUCCAGGCUGUGGUAUGGGCCCCGUUUGAGGUUCAGAUUUGUGGAGCUCAGUGCCACACUGGCAUCUAAUCAGUGCCAUUGAGUCUCUCUACAGAGAACCAAGAAGGCCUGUUUCCCAGCUGCCAACAUUCCAGUGCUUCCCCAGGGGCCUGCUCACUUUGUGGUUGUGCUCUCCCGAUCGUUAUGUCUUUCCCCAGCCCUCCAAGUAUGCCAUGGCAAUAUGCAUUGGAAGUGAUAGCUAAGUUGACUUGCACCAUCUGCAAAGAAGAGACUUGCCCCCAAAAUUAUUAAUCAGCUGCCCUUGCUACUCUGGUAACUCACAGAGGAGACAGAGCAGGACAAGGCAUAGGAACAAUCAGGGAGAAUCUGUGGGGGUGAGGAGGGGCAGAGCUAUGUGUGUUGAAGAUUAUCCAGUCCUUGCAGUUAUAAAGCUCUUUCCCGAAGCAAAUGGAGCCUUGGAGCAAACAUGACACAUUUGGUCUUCAUUUGCAUUCCAUUCCAUCUGUAUUGAGUACAGCACUUGCCUUCCUAUGUCCUGUAGAACUCCAUUGUGGAGACUGAGCCCACCAUGAAGGGAAGCAGGGACACAGAGCGGCUCCAGCAACAGCAUCUUAGGAGAAACAGUCAACUCGGAAUCCAUUCUUCUUUAGGGUAGUGCAUUAUACACUAGCAGAUAUAAAAUGGGAAGGAAUCUCUAUGGUUUCAUGCAUUUGGGAAGCAGAGGAAUGGGGGCCCAUCUAGCAUCACCUAGGGUUGUCUCCACUGCUCUCCCCUGGCAAUGUUUACAAGGACACACUGCACAGCAGUGCCUCCUCCCUAGCCCCUCCUAACAAAUCCAAACUCUAUCCUCUCAGUCACUAAUAUGGCUCAUCUUCAACUCACAGUGACCUGGGAAUUAAUGUUAGUUUCAUCUGUUUUGUCACAGAGCAAUAAAAUCAUCAGAAUCA